UACGGUACACGUUUUUCCACACUGGCUGAAAUAACAUGAUUAAUACUUUGCCUAUUUAGUCUUGCUUAAUUGGUCUCUAACUUGAGGCAGCUAGUACAUCCUUUGCUUGAGAAUAUCUCCGGACCUUACCAUAUUAAAGCGCUGAGUCACUCCCUCUGCAAAUCCCAUGUACCCUAAUUAAGAUUGGUUGUGGUGACAAGACAGGCCAAGCUGAAAUACAAAGAUGUGCUACGAGCCAUCAAUUUUGUCAUUUGCCAGUGUCAAUCCAGCCAUUCAACCAAUUCAAUGCAACGUCUAAAACAUUGCUCUACAACUGGCCAUCUUAACUUCAUUGCAUUACAACCUUUGUGUGCUACAAGGCUUGUCUGAGCACUGUGUGUGUGCAUGCGUGCGUGCAUGCGUGCAUGAGCAAGAACAUAUGGGUGUGUCUACUAAGAAUCACUCUGAAUGUAGCCACUCCCAAUUCUGUCAUUUGUGAAAAUAGAAAAUGAAAAAAGGGAAGAGUCUAUAGAAUGUCCUUUUCUCACAGAAAGGAGGAGAGAGAGAGGGAAAAAAACACUGAAUAAGCUAUACUCGUAAGACCAGUUUUUCAUGUGCAUGAACUCCUAUUCACACCGGGACCUGAUUUAGCCACUUCACAGAUGAGUGUCAGACAGAGAGACACAGAAAACAGACAGCCGGAAAAUGAGUCUGCAGAGUUCUUUGACAUGCUGGAGAAGAUGGAGGUCCCGAAAGCUGAGGAGCUGAGGACAGUUCCGCAGAGGCAUAAGGAUGACUACAUUCCCUACCCAAGGAUAGAGGAGGUCCUGGAGAAGGGCGGCCCGUACCCCCAGGUCAUCCUGCCCCAGUUCGGGGGGUACUGGAUCGAGGACGCAGAGACUCUCGCCGGCACCCCCAUCUCCACAGAUAGCAGCUUCUGCGAUGAGGAUGACGGUGGCGGGAUGAGCCCCAGCGGGCCCUACGGGUUCCGGCUGGAGUGCAACAGCACGGCCCGGGCCUACCGCCGCCACUUCCUGGGCAGGGAGCACAUGAACUACUACUGCACGGGCAGCAGCCUGGGGAACCUCAUCCUGUCCCUGAAGCACGAGGAGGCAGACAGCCAGGAGUUCUUGCGCAUCAUUCUCAGGUCACGGACAAAGACAAUCUAUGACAGGAUCUCUCUGGCGGGACUGACGCAGCUCCCCAGCGUCCCACAGAUAGCCAAGCUGCUGUGUGAUGAUGUCACAGGCCUAAAGUUCAGUCCAGUUCUAUACCCCAGGGGCUCCCAGUUGAUUGUCAGCUUUGAUGAACAUGAAAUUAACAACACCUUCAAGUUUGGGGUCAUCUAUCAGAAGUUUGGUCAGACAUCGGAGGAGGAGUUGUUUGGGAACAACGAGGAGACGCCUGCUUUCACUGAGUUUCUGAGCGUGCUUGGGGACUGCGUAGAGCUGCAGGACUUCAAGGGUUUCCGGGGAGGGCUUGAUGUGUCUCACGGCCAAACAGGCUCUCAGUCCGUCUACACGGUCUUCCGGGAGAGAGAGCUCAUGUUCCACGUGUCCACUAAGCUACCAUACACAGAGGGAGAUCCGCAGCAGCUUCAGAGGAAGCGGCACAUUGGGAAUGACAUUGUGGCGACGGUUUUCCAGGAAGAGCCUACGCCGUUUGUGCCGGACAUGAUUGCCUCCAACUUCCUCCAUGCCUACAUCCUGGUACAGGUGGAAAGCCCCUGCACAGAGCACACUACCUACAAGGUGUCUGUUACCGCUCGGGAGGAUGUGCCGCCCUUCGGCCCGCCCCUCCCAAACCCGGCCGUCUUCAAAAAGGGCCCAGAGUUCCGGGAGUUCUUACUGACUAAGCUGAUAAACGCGGAGAACGCCUGCUACAAGUCGGACAGAUUUGCCAAGCUGGAGGGACGGACGCGGGCUGCGCUGCUGGAUAACCUUCACGAUGAGGUGCACAGACAGACGCAGGCGAUGAUGGGGCAGGGGCUGGGCUCCGACGAGGAGAAGCUGGAGAACGGCAGUCACGGGGGACUGCUGGAGUCCUUCAAGCGGGCAAUGCGGGUGCGCAGUCACUCCAUGGAGACGAUGGUGGGGUCGCAUCGUCACCGGAGCCCUGGAGGGGGGGCCGGCGGCGUCCCCGCCAGCCUGAGCGGAGGGGGCCUGACUCAGACCAGCACAGAGUGCACCAAGAGCACCUACACUCCUCCAGCACUGUCUGCUAAGUCCCCCCUGAAGAGCCCAGUGAAGCGAAGAUCAGGACUCUUUCCUCGACUGCACUCAAGCACAGACAGCCAGACAGACAGACAUUCACGCAGCGAGCAAAGAACCUCAGACAGCACUCAUCUGUCACAGGAAGUGAGGUCAGAGCCCUCUUCAAACCCUAGCUCCCCAGAGAUCUGCCCAAAUAAGGAAAGGCCGUUCAUCAAGCUGAAAGACUGCAGCAGCCGAGCCAACAUCUCCCGCUCCUCCUCCAGCACCAGCAGCUUUAGCAGUGCCACCGGCGAAACGGAGGCCCUGGAGGAGCUGGACCCUAUGAGCACCACGAGCAGCCAACCCUCCGUGGCCUACCCCCCUGUGUACAGCCCCUCCCUCAGUGUGGAGAGCCAAGGUUCCGGAACCCCUGUAAUCAUGUGCCGCAGUCCCACAGACUUGAAGAGCAAAACAUCUCCAAGAUCCAACUUGAAGUUUCGCUUUGACAAGCUGAGCCACUCUACUGCACAGUAGCAGCUGUCUGAAGGCCAGGUGAAGAUCUUCUGAGAGGUGGCAAUGGAGAGAGGGGAAAAGACCUUGUGCUGAAGUGGGGGACACCCUACAUUAACAUCAUCAUCAUCAAAUGAACUGAAUCUUUCCAGGUUUCAAAGGAAGGGACAUGAAAAGACCCAGAGAAGACAACUUUACAGAGAGGUAGUGAGUGACUAAGGAAUUCUUAAAUCUAAAGGAAUUCUAAAGAAGGAUAGAGACAGAGCUCAGAUGACAGAAGAUUAUCUUUAAUUGUCUCACUCCCUAUCUUUCCCAAGCAUUUUGGACAUUUCAAGAGAACAACCCCUUGCCUAUCCAAUGCACAAGAACACAUACAAGUAAAUGUAUUUGCAUGCAUGUACCCACGUACAUGCACACGCACAAACACAUGCACACACAAACAGAAAAACACAUACAGCUACAAAAAAUAAAUUUCUAUUUAUUGGACAUGCUUAUCAGUCAGUUUUACCCCCACACCCCUCCAUUGACAACCAGCACAAUACUCAUCACCAGGGGUGAAUAAAGUAAGGAUAGGACAGUCAGGAUACAUAUAUAUGAAAAAGUAAUGAUAAAUAGCACAGAGGAGCUCCACCAACCAUGUAAAACCAGUGAAACAAUGGCAAGAAUUAUUGGUAGAUAUGCCACAGAUAUUACUAUAGAUAAACCAGAAAUAUUUGACUCUUUUGUUUCUUUUGUGUUCAGUUUUUCUUGAUGAGAGAAAGGCUUGGUUAGUAACAGGAGUUUCUGGUGCUGCAUUACCUUUUGACAAAGCACAGAAUGUUGGAUGUUUUGGCUACUUCCAAUGUUAAGAAUAAGGAGUCAACCAUCUUGUAGUAAUACCUGUGGAUAAAAUUCUGGGAACCCUGUGGAUAUCCAGGAAGUAGUAUGCGCCAGUCACCAUCAGCGUUGUUUUAUUUGUUGCGACCAACAUACUCCAUGAUUGAUGGUGCUCCAUUCUGGUUUUUAACAAUUUGACAUCAUGUCUGUCUUACCCAUAUUUUAUUAUCCAGGUAGUAUGGGGUCUUUAAACAUUGAUCCUGUACCUGUGCUUGAGGAAGCUUUCUGCCUGUAUUGCUCCACCUGCACUGUGUUUGAAGGCAUUGAUUGUCAUACUCUCACUCACUGCCCAAAGCACAUUAAUGGGAAGGGAUUUUCCAUUCAGGAAGUUUGCACACUCCCCCACUGCCAGUGGUACUCUGCUGCGUUCAUAAUGUGCUUUCACCAAGUGGAAUUGCACUAUAUUUGCAGUAUAUUGAAUUAGUUAAAGAGAAUGAACGUUCUGGAAAAACAUACCUUAGAAUGACAAUGACUGGAACUUUGUCCCUUCCUUUCAUUUCUUUACUGAUCCCUAGCUUCUCCUAAAAUGUACUAACGGAGGUAAUCCCCCUGCCUCACCCAUGGUAUGAUCCUACCAUAUAAGCUCUUAUAACUUUCGGUAUACUGUAAUACAGAUGCAUCUCAGUAAACAUUUGACAUAUUGGGCAACAGGUAACAACUAAUAGGAUCAAGCAAACAGCAGAGUACAAUUUUGUACUAAAAGGAAUAAAAUGCUGAACUUAAGUAUCUUAAAUCUACUUUUUUUGUGAAAUGUAGGCAAUGCACUGGUCACAUAUUUCAUGGAGUCCUGUUGAAAAAGGAUAUGUGAGCAUGUUAAGUCUUAAGUACAGCAGAAAUAGCUUUGGGCUUUAGAAAAUCACCAAUUUAAAUGUACUCGUCACAAAUCCUGAAACUACAAUGGUUUUUAGCAAAUGUCAAAAUGCUGUUACUGUAACAGGAAUAAAUCCAUGGUUUUUUAAGAGUCCUUUCUGGAAACUAAAAUAUGUCCCUUCAGAAAUUAUGAUUUGAGGCGACCUUGAAAAGUGAAAAUGGUCCUCACUUGUAAGUUAUUCCUCAAAGGGAUAAUGUCCAUAAAUCCGCGAUGUUCAUCCUUGUUGCUGGUACUCAACCAAUUGUCUCUCGACUCUCGAUGAUGUACAGAGUCCAGGUUCUACAGUCAAAAAUGUUUAAAGAAAAUAAAACAAGACAUGUUGCUGUUAUAGUUUUGUUUAUCUUAUAGUUUGAAGCUUGUCAGUGCCCCUCAGUCUACAUUCUGUUGUGAAAGAGAUAAUUUAUUGCUAUUUUAGCAAAUAGCCUUUUAUGUUGUUGUAAUGUAUAAAUUAACUAAUAAAGUACAUAUAUGAAUUAAAAUAAUAAGAAUUAUAAGGUUAAUUAUUUAAAGAGAAUAAAUCUUGUAUAUGUAUAUUUGGUUAAGUUAUGUGUCAUGCAGAUUUGCUAAAUAAAAUGUUGUAUUUUGUGUCAAA
Molecule: messenger RNA, 5020 nt
Organism: Anguilla anguilla (European eel)
Lineage: Eukaryota; Metazoa; Chordata; Actinopteri; Anguilliformes; Anguillidae
Product: rap1 GTPase-activating protein 2-like
Exons: 22
Coding region: 642-2705 (687 amino acids)
Biological process (GO): activation of GTPase activity; regulation of small GTPase mediated signal transduction
Cellular component (GO): cytoplasm; plasma membrane
Molecular function (GO): GTPase activator activity
Source: RefSeq, a predicted model, not a curated record